Molecule: messenger RNA, 1122 nt
Organism: Penicillium cinerascens
Lineage: Eukaryota; Fungi; Ascomycota; Eurotiomycetes; Eurotiales; Aspergillaceae
Exons: 5
Coding region: 1-1122 (373 amino acids)
Source: RefSeq, a predicted model, not a curated record
AUGACAGUCACACCUGAGAACGUCCACGAUGACAAGGGCCCAAAGAUUCUCGCCGUGUUAUGGACCUUGACGGGCCUGACGGCCGUCAUGGUUGGCGCUAGAAUGUUCAUCCGCUUGCGAAUGCUCAAGAGCUUUGGUAUUGACGACUAUCUCAUCGCGAUCUCGACGGUGUUGAGUCUCGCCUACUGUGGCGUGACAACAGCCGGCGUCAGCGUGGGAUAUGGAAAACAUGCCAAAGACUUGACGCAGGAGAACUUGGAGAUGGCCAUCCUUCUCAAUACCAUCAGCUUCCUGUUUGGCAUUCUAUCGUUCACGAUCCCCAAACUGGCUGUGACCGCUAUGAUAACUCGGAUUUUAUGCCCGGGUUUGAAACAGAAGAUCUGGCUGUGGCUUUUGGUUGGGACUGCGGCUGCCGUCUCUUGUAUCUGUAUCAUCAUUCUCUUCACCAUGUGUGAUCCACCGGAGGCUUUGUGGAAUGUUCACCUGGCGAUGACGGGAGGAGCAACCUGCAGAAAUGUGUGGAUACUCAUUGACUAUGCUAUCUUCACUGGAGCUUUAUCUGCCUUCGUCGAUCUUUACCUCGCAUUCUACCCCGUGACAGUCUUGAUGAAACUACAAAUGUCUCUACGAAAGAGAAUUGCUCUCUGUGCCGCCAUGGGACUGGGAUCAAUUGCAUGCGCAAUGGCAAUCAUCAAGAGUACCCAAUUGAAUGGCCUUGCAGACAAGUCCGACUACACCUACGGAACGGCAGAUCUCGUCAUGUGGACAAACAUCGAAGCCGACGUCGUCGUGAUAGCCUCCUGCAUUCCAACCCUCCAGCCCCUCCUCGAGCUUAUCAUGGGCAAACGCACCUUGGGUUCAUACGGUGGCAGCGGCAAAUACAAGCAGAGCAGCAGCAACUACAAUACCGCCACGUUCGACCGCAGCAAGCGAUCCGCAGUGAAAGACGACCUCGCCAUCACGAACGUGGAGGGUAAGGAGAGUCAGGAGAGUAUUCUGCGCGAUGACCAGCUCCAGCAGGAUAAGGACUUCCCCAUGGACGCGAUUCGGCGCACGGAUAAUGUCACUGUGGAGUAUGAGUCGCGGUCUGCUCAUGAGCAUCCCCCGGAGGGUUCUUGGUAG